This is a messenger RNA of Aphanomyces invadans, 303 nucleotides long. RefSeq lists its product as hypothetical. The coding region runs from base 1 to 303 and encodes 100 amino acids. The record is from RefSeq and is a predicted model, not a curated record. The transcript has a single exon. NCBI's taxonomy places the organism in Eukaryota, Oomycota, Saprolegniomycetes, Saprolegniales, Verrucalvaceae.
AUGGCGAACGUCAUGCUCAACUACGGCGCCAUCGCUUUAGCAUUCUGGAACCAUCCAGACAGUAAGUGUUUGCUGCCGUGCGUUCAGAAGCGCUGGGCCGAUUGCGAGCAGCCUCUGUUCGUGAUGUGCCUUUUGUUGCAUCCCAAGUACAACGGCGUAUUCCAGCAGCUGCCGGAGACGGACCUGACGUCAAUGGGACAACUGGGCAAAUUCGCCACCAUGUACUAUAAGCGGUUUAUCGACGACGAUGUUGGAGAUCUUCGUCUCGAUGUCAUGCGGUGGCAUCAAAAGGGUCUGUCGUAA